Arabidopsis arenosa is the source of this 2673-nucleotide messenger RNA. The record is from the annotation of a GenBank genome assembly. NCBI's taxonomy places the organism in Eukaryota, Viridiplantae, Streptophyta, Magnoliopsida, Brassicales, Brassicaceae.
AGUCCCGACCCAUCUAGAGGACGGAGCCGCCGGCGAGGAAAUUCGGGCAGAUUAGAUCGGCGAUUUGGCCUUGUUUUCAACGAAGAUCCUCUUGUUUAGGGUUUCGUCCUUGUUUUGGCCGCAUCUAUGGAUUCUCUGUCAACUGUGGUAUUGAUAUGAAUUUCAGCUUUCAUGAUGACGGAAUCUAUCUGGUUACACGAUCAACCUUCUCCUCGGUCGAUGAUACCGUCACCAAAACCAGUGGCUAAUGUCCAUCGCCAGAGGUGUAGGAGCGUCUUCAAGUUACUGGUCCAGAGGGAAAUUUCACCAAAAACAAAGUUUGUGCCAAGAAAACGGUGGGGUGAAAACCGAUGGGAUGCUGAUUCGUCGUGUGGAACCACUAGCGAACCAGUGAGCGAGCAGGGACAUAAUCUUAUUUCUUGGGUUGAGGCAGAGUCAUUGCAGUAUUUAUCUGCUAAAUACUGUCCUCUUGUACCUCCUCCAAGGUCAACUAUUGCAGCAGCUUUUAGCUCUGAUGGAAGAACUCUUGCCUCUACACAUGGUGACCACACUGUAAAAAUUAUUGAUUGUGAGACAGGAAAAUGCUUAAAAAUUUUGACUGGCCAUCGGAGGACACCCUGGGUGGUCAGAUUCCACCCGCGCCACUCAGAAAUAGUUGCUAGUGGAAGUUUAGAUCAUGAGGUGCGCUUAUGGAAUGCAAAAACUGCGGAGUGUAUUAGAACUCAUGAUUUCUAUCGACCUAUUGCUUCCAUUGCUUUCCACGCUGAUGGUGAAUUACUUGCUGUUGCAUCUGGUCAUAAGCUGCACAUUUGGCAUUAUAAUAAGAUAGGGGAGGACUCGUCACCAGCAAUUGUGUUGAAGACAAGGCGUUCCCUGAGAGCUGUACACUUUCAUCCACAUGGGGUUCCUCUUCUCUUGACUGCUGAGGUGACUGACAUUGAUUCAUCAGAUUCCGCAAUGACAAGAGCAACAUCUCCGGGUUAUUUGCGAUAUCCGCCCCCUGCUAUUUUCUUCACCAACACACAAAGUGGCAGUCGUACCAGUUUGGCAGCCGAACUGCCACUUGUGCCAUUACCGUACUUGCUCUUGCCUUCAUAUUCUCCUGAUGAUCCAAGAAUACAAUAUUCUAGUGGUGCUACUGGUCCAAGGACUGCACAAACGAGGUUUCAGAGUAACCAAAGUUCUGUAGAACUAGGCAGCAGAACAAUUUCACCUUCUCCUCUUCCCAUGGCUACGUCUGCUGAUCUUUCUGGUUCCUAUCAUGUCCCAGACAAUUCUGCUGGUAAUACAUUUACUGCCCAAGCUGGAGCUAGAAAUUCUACCACUGCAGUUGAUGCCAUGGAUGUAGAUGAAGCUCAACCUGCUGGAAGAAAUAGAGUUCCCAGUCAAGUUUCAAGUCAACCAGAUUUACUCGAGUUUGGACAACUUCAGCAGUUAUUUCACUUUAGAGACAGAGGUUCCUGGGAGUUACCUUUUCUACAAGGGUGGUUGAUGGCUCAAAGCCAGGCUGGUGCUAAUUCAGUGGCUCUUCCUACUGGUAGUAGUGGUCAUGUCAACUCAACUCCUUAUACGGGUUCUUCAUCCACAGCCAGUCUAGAGGCCGGAGUAGCGUCAUUAGAAAUUCCUGGAGGUGUUAACUUAUAUGGGGUUUCUGCAAGAGGUGACUCCCGGGACCGAAUUCUACAGUCCCGCUUCGCAGGAUCUGGUUUAGCAGAAGGUCUUUCCUCUCGUAACACUCAACAUGAAGGAGCUGAUACUCAACCUGUGGUAAACAGAAUCCCUUCUGAACUGGCUACUUCAAUUGCUGCCGCAGAGUUGCCUUGCACCGUCAAACUGAGAGUGUGGUCACAUGACAUCAAAGACCCAUGUGCAAUACUGAAGUCUGACAAAUGUCGAUUAACAAUACAUCAUGCUGUUCUUUGCAGUGAGAUGGGAGCCCAUUUUUCCCCAUGUGGGAGAUAUUUAGCAGCCUGUGUUGCAUGUGUUAUUCCUCAUACUGAAACAGAUCCAGGUUUGCAGACACUGGUCCAACAAGAUUCAGGGCUUGCAACUUCCCCUACUCGACAUCCUGUCACAGCACAUCAAGUCAUGUAUGAACUUCGUGUGUAUUCUCUCGAAAAGGAAUCAUUUGGUUCGGUACUUGUGUCCCGGGCAAUUAGGGCUGCACAUUGCUUGACCUCUAUCCAGUUCUCACCAACCUCCGAGCACAUUCUGCUUGCAUAUGGUCGGCGUCAUGGUUCUCUUUUGAAGAGCAUUGUGAGUGAUGGAGAAACAACAUCACAUUUUUUCACAGUGUUGGAGAUUUACAGAGUUUCAGAUAUGGAACUGGUGAGAGUACUCCCAAGCUCAGAGGAUGAAGUUAAUGUUGCUUGCUUUCAUCCUUCUCCUGGGGGAGGUCUUGUCUAUGGAACAAAGGAGGGAAAGCUAAGGAUCUUCCGGUACAACACAGCUGCUGCGUCCAACCUCACUGCGCCAAAUAGCUCUCCUGAUGAGAACCUGGCCGAGGUGCAGACCUAUGCGUUAGAAUGCUAGACAGGGAAGAAUUCGGGUGUCAACCGUUCUAUAUACACUCUCAUAGACAGAUCGUGCAUUGCGGGCUUAUUUAUCUUCCUCUGUUUCUUUUCGGGUAAUUCCUCUCAUUCUGCUUGCUCGCGGUGCUAUUAGUUGUCCUGA